AUAGCCUUUCUCCUCUUCCCUCUGUUCCUCAAUAUCUGUCCAUUUCUAAAACAGUCAUGGACAGAACAUUGCUCUUCAAGGUACUCACUGUUGUUGCUCUCCUAGGAUGUUCAUCAGCUUCGGAUCAUUUGGUUAAUGUCUCCAGGUUGGAGAUGUUUGUGGAUGAGCUUCCAGAUAUGCCCAGAAUCCAUAGUUAUCACGUUUUGAAUGGUGUACCAAAAUCCAAACCUCUCAAGAUUGGGAUGUUCAAGAAGAAAUGGAAAUUUCACCGAGAUCUGCCUCCAACAACGGUGUAUGCUUUUGGAAAAACCAAGCACACAGCAACCAUUCCCGGUCCAACUAUCGAAUCCCUUCACGGGGUUGAUACGCACGUGAGGUGGCAAAAUCACCUCCCUCCAAACCACAUACUUCCGUGGGACCCAACAAUCCCUACAGCGAUUAACAACACCACACGUGGCAUCCCCACAGUUGUCCACCUUCACGGUGGCAUCCACGCGCCCGAGAGCGACGGAAGCGCGAAUGCAUGGUUCACUUCUAAGUUCAACGAAAGGGGACCAACGUGGAGCAGGAAAACUUAUCACUAUCCAAAUAAUCAGCACCCGGGGAAUCUAUGGUACCACGACCAUGCCAUGGGGUUGACCCGAGUCAACCUUCUAGCUGGCUUACUUGGCAGUUACAUCAUCCGCGAUCCCGUCGUGGAGGAGCCGUUGGGGUUACCCAACGGUGACGAAUUCGAUCGACCGUUAGUCGUCUUCGAUCGUAGCUUCCGCACCGACGGUUCCAUCUUCAUGAGUUCCAUCGGUAACAACCCCGAUAUACACCCUCAGUGGCAGCCAGAGUAUUUCGGUGACGCCAUCAUUGUCAACGGCAAAGCGUGGCCGCGCCUCACAGUACGACGUCGUAAGUACCGAUUCCGCAUAAUAAACGCCAGCAACGCCAGGUUCUUCAGAUUCUUCUUCUCCAACGGCUUGAGAUUCACGCACGUGGCGUCCGAUUCGGCCUACAUAGAAAAACCCGUGACAACAAACGAGACUCUGGUGGGGCCAUCUGAGAUCACAGACAUCGUCGUUGACUUCUCUCAAUCUAAGACUAACGUCGCUAUCCUAGCUAACAAUGCAAACUAUCCUUACCCUUCUGGUGACCCCGUUAACGAGGCUAACGGCAAGGUCAUGAAGUUUAUCAUUCUACCCGAUCAAGAAGUCGACACGUCACGGCUUCCUCGACGAUUGGUGGAAUACCCCGUCGUGGAUUUAUCCAGUGUGACGCACACACGGUACGUUGCCAUGUACGAGUACGCGAGCAAAAUCGAUGAGCCAACCCACCUGUAUCUAAAUGCAAAACCGUUCGAGGCACCGGUAACGGAAACCCCGAGGGUGGGUUCCACAGAGGUGUGGUAUGUGAUAAACUUGACGGAGGAUAAUCACCCGCUGCACAUUCAUUUGGGUUUGUUGAAGGUGUUUGAUCAGACGGCGCUGGUGGAGCUUGAAGAGUUCAAGGAAUGCAUGACAAAAAAGAACGACGCAGUGAAGUGCAACCUGAAGAAGCACGCAAGUGGGAAGAAAGUAGUGGUCGGAGAUCACGAGAAAGGGUGGAAGAAUGUGUUCAAGAUGAUACCUGGGCAUGUAACGAAGAUUGCAGUGAGGUUUUCUUACAUACACACCAACGCAUCCUAUUCCUUUGAUGCAACCGCAGAACCUGGCUACGUCUACCAUUGCCAUGUAUUGGAUCAUGAAGACAAUGCUAUGAUGAGACCCUUGAAGCUCGUCAACUGAUCAUCUCUCUCGACAACCUCGUAUCUUUAGAUUUGCAUAUAUUUAGUGUGAUUUUGGUGACACACUCAAGUGCAAUGGCUAAAAGUUUGAACUUAUUUUAAACAAAAUGUAUUUUCUAAAAUUUAUAUUAGACCACCCUGAAAUGCUUGGAAAUAUCAAAAGUUGGGUAUUUUAAAUACAUGUUCAUCUGGUUUUGUUCAGGUUUGCAUUAAACAAGUCUACCUUGGUAGAUUGAACAUUUCUUAUUGUAAUAUAUUCUGAUAUGUAUUUAUUUAUUAUGGGUUAAACAAA
This is a messenger RNA of Vigna radiata var. radiata (mung bean), 2063 nucleotides long. RefSeq names its product multicopper oxidase LPR2-like. Bases 57 to 1772 code for a protein of 571 amino acids. NCBI's taxonomy places the organism in Eukaryota, Viridiplantae, Streptophyta, Magnoliopsida, Fabales, Fabaceae. Gene Ontology annotation, molecular function: copper ion binding; oxidoreductase activity. The record is from RefSeq and is a predicted model, not a curated record. The transcript is spliced from 3 exons.